Messenger RNA from Dioscorea cayenensis subsp. rotundata (Guinea yam), 345 nucleotides. Its product is annotated as monothiol glutaredoxin-S5-like. The record is from RefSeq and is a predicted model, not a curated record. NCBI's taxonomy places the organism in Eukaryota, Viridiplantae, Streptophyta, Magnoliopsida, Dioscoreales, Dioscoreaceae. Bases 1 to 345 code for a protein of 114 amino acids. The transcript has a single exon.
AUGGAGCAAUUAUUGAUGGUAGCAAUGGAAGAGGAAGGUGUGAUACAAAUUGUGGAGGGAAGUAUGGUGGUGAUUGUAGGUAGAAGAGGUUGUUGUAUGAGUUAUGUUGCUAGGAGAUUGUUAGAAGGAUUGAAAGCUUAUCUAACGAUGUGUGAAGUUAGUGAAGAAUUUGUAGUAAAGAUAACAUUACCGCAUAAUAUUGAAAAGAUUUUUAGUGGAGAUGAAAAGACUUUGGUUGCACCGAUGUGGGGGGAUAUUGGUUGGGGGUUUCGAUUGCUAAUAGCUAUUCAUGUCUCUGGCGAGCUUAUUUCCAAGUUGAAAACAGCUAGUGCUAUUUGGCUUUGA